Messenger RNA from Cavenderia fasciculata, 375 nucleotides. RefSeq lists its product as uncharacterized. The record is from RefSeq and is a predicted model, not a curated record. The transcript has 2 exons. The coding region runs from base 1 to 375 and encodes 124 amino acids. NCBI's taxonomy places the organism in Eukaryota, Evosea, Eumycetozoa, Acytosteliales, Cavenderiaceae.
AUGGAUACAGAUAUUAGCUCAUCACUUUACUCGUGCGCAAACAAAAAACUUAAUUGUAAAGAGUGUGGAUCUAUUCUCGUUAAACAUCCAAAACGACAUAUCGAAGGACAUCCUGCCCCAGAUCAAUCUUAUCAUUGCAAACGUUGCGAUUUUCAAUUUACACCAUGCGAUGAAGACGGGUGCGACGAAAUCAUGUGGAUACUUGGUACAGUCAUGAUUGGCUCAGUCAUGGGCAAUACCACUACCCUGCAUGGGGAACAAUCGUUUAUGAAGGAAUAUCACGAUGCACCAGAUUUCUAUCAACCUGAUUGCCCAAUGGAAGACGAAGAUUGUGAAUAUUGUAUCGAAUGGUUAGAAAAGAAUAAAUUAGAAUAA